Oreochromis niloticus (Nile tilapia) is the source of this 853-nucleotide messenger RNA. RefSeq lists its product as uncharacterized. The transcript is spliced from 3 exons. Lineage: Eukaryota; Metazoa; Chordata; Actinopteri; Cichliformes; Cichlidae. The record is from RefSeq and is a predicted model, not a curated record. The coding region runs from base 203 to 853 and encodes 216 amino acids.
CUGUUAAAGUCUGAGGUGCAGUCUUGUGUGUUUUCCUUUUGGGGAUCUCUUAUUGGUUCACCUUUCUUCUACCUGAUUGCGCGCACCCGGUGUGGGCACGUCCGAGCGCUCGCGGUAACCCGCUCUGCAGGUUCGCCCGGAGAGUCAGUGCCUGAGUGCUCCUGCAGCGAGCAGCUGUGCUCCUGCUCACACGGCGGACACCAUGAGUAAGUCCAGCACGCUCAAAGUCCGGAAACUAUUCAGCCUCAAAUCACCGGAGAAGGAGAAGAAGGAGCUGAAGAGGUCGGGGUCCCUCAAAGAUGCCGUGGGUACAGGGACCAAUCCCGCGGACAUCCCGGGGGGGCUACCCUGGAGCCCCGGCUCUCUCAGCCCGGGAGACAACCCCACUCUACCCGGGGACUCCUCACUCUAUUCUCCGAAAGAAAAGAAGAAACGGCGGCUGCUGCCGUUCAAGCUGAAACGGAAGAAAUCCAAAGACAAAGACCGAGGAGGAGGAGGAGGAGGGGGAGAGGUGUUCUUCCCUGACACUGAUGAGCUGGAGAGUUUCAGCAGCCACAAGAGCCUCGACCACGACCAGAUGAGCGUUUCCACAGAGUGCAGCUACCAGACCGAGUCCGACUGGACGUCCGUGAUCAGCUUCGACAUGAACGCGGCGCCGGGAAGCCCGAUGUCACCCUCCAAACACUCCAAGAGUUCGGAGGAGAAGAAGUCAGUGUUCGGCCGUCUCACCAACUUCUUCAGCUCCAAGAGGAAGAAGAGCAGCAGCCGGAAUCAUUCGAGCACCUCCACCGACAGCUGCCCGGCGUCCCCCUUGUCUCCACAUUCACCCCAAUCUGAGCCAGAAAUGGGUUAA